This is a messenger RNA of Setaria italica (foxtail millet), 1082 nucleotides long. Its product is annotated as two-component response regulator ORR6. NCBI's taxonomy places the organism in Eukaryota, Viridiplantae, Streptophyta, Magnoliopsida, Poales, Poaceae. The transcript has 2 exons. Gene Ontology annotation, biological process: cytokinin-activated signaling pathway; phosphorelay signal transduction system. The record is from RefSeq and is a predicted model, not a curated record. Bases 200 to 694 code for a protein of 164 amino acids.
UUCCCUUUCCACACCUGUAUAUAUACGCAAGCCGCGGCGCCUCCGCCUCCCACCGCAACCGGACUUGUUCUUGUUCAUUCACGAGGCGCAGAGAGAUUCUUCGAUCCCACUCCAAUCCCAUUGCGGAGCAAGAGGAGAUUCGAUCGGUUGUUGCUUCGCCUCGUGUUCGGUUGGAGAUUUGAUUGUCUCUUCUGCUGCAAUGGCUGCCGCUGCUCCGUCUCUGGCGCCGGCCCCGUCCCCUGCCCCGGCGGCGAAGGUCGCAUCGCCCAAGGCCGGCGACAGGAAGGUGGUGCCGGUGACGGCGGCCGACGUGGUGGAACUGGCGGAGAAGCACGUGCUGGCGGUCGACGACAGCUCCGUCGACCGGGCCGUCAUCGCCAAGAUCCUCCGCAGCUCCAAAUACAGAGUGACCACUGUUGAAUCGGCGACGAGGGCGCUGGAGCUGCUCGCGCUCGGCUUGCUGCCCGACGUGAACAUGAUCAUCACGGACUACUGGAUGCCCGGGAUGACCGGGUACGAGCUCCUCAAGCACGUCAAGGAGUCGUCCAAGCUCAAGGAGAUCCCGGUGGUGAUCAUGUCGUCGGAGAACGUGCCCAACCGGAUCACCCGGUGCCUGGAGGAGGGCGCCGAGGACUUCCUCCUCAAGCCCGUCCGCCCCUCCGACGUGUCCCGGCUCUGCAGCCGGAUCAGAUAAUCGCCCGGCAUCUGCAGGGACUGAUUACUCUUAGGGAAGAAACCAUUUUUUGUUUUUCUUUUCCCCAUUUUUUGGACAUAGAUCCGCCGCCGCCGCUGCCUCAAACAAGAAGCUAACAUUUGGGGCCAAGGAAGAUUAGUUAGGUUAGGAAUGGGGGAACGAGCAGAGCAUAUGCUUGCUUGCUCCCUCGUGUGAUCCGAUCGCUGCUGCAAAAGAUGCCCAGCAAAAAUGGAACAGAGUUCCUCUGAAUAUGUUGUUCAGAGACCAAGCUGUUGAAAAAAAUUUUGUCAUCAGGGCAAACCUGUUAACCUUUCCAAGAUCAGAGAGCUUUUGACAGACCACUUCCAGGAUUAGCAGUUACUAAUUCUGUUCACAACCCAUUUGUUAA